CCAAACUGUGAGACGCAGUUUAAGCAAAAUUUUUCCCACACCUGGAACUCCCCAUCUGCUCUGGCCUUCGAUUCUAAGAUCCUUGCAAGCCAUGCUACUCCUAUCAAUGAUUUAGGACAUCCGGUAAGCUCUUCUUCCUCUGACAAUUAUGUUACAAACUCAAAUGAUCAAUUUAUGCUCUCUGAUUGUGUAAAAGAUGAGCGCUGCCGCUACAAGAGUAGUCAGAUUUGCAUUAAUACCGCCAGCCGUAACAUCAACUGUAAUACUAGUAGUGGUGAUGAUGACGACGAUGUGGUAGGCAUCGAUGGCUCUGUGCCAACCGCCCAAAUAGCCAGUCACGAGACUAGCGAUUCGGAUUGCAGUGCCGCCUCGAUAGAUAGCAGCUUGCAUAGCUCAGAAGAAGUCGCCUUGGCUUGCAAAUCCACAAGGAUGGUUUCACAGGUGACUGGAUGGGGAAAUGAUGUAGCGGUGGAAAAGAUCGAUCAGCUGGACACUGUGUUAUUUGAAAAUAAUAAUAGUGACCCAAUCCUUGGCGUCAUCCAAAAGGAACAUGGCUUGAGAAAGUCAAGAGAAGAGACUGAUACUGGAGAGACCAGUUUGCAAGAAGCUAACAAUGCCAAAGCUUCUUGCCAACUUCAUGUUCUAGAUUCAUCAAUUGGGCUGGUAUCGCUACCUAAUCAAAGUACAGAUGAGGCCUCGGAUAGUGGCAUAGCAACAUACUCAUCAGAUGAAAAAAAUGCUAUAGUGACGGGUCCUUCAUUUUCUGAUUUCAUUCGGCCAUACUCGUCAUUGACUCCCUCGACUACUUCCCCAACCUCCGCAUCUACUUCUCCAUCACAGCUCCACUCUUUCUCCACCACAAUUUCGCCUCCAUUUUCCCUCUCCAAUUCGUCUCUAUCUUCCUCUAUGUUAUUGACUGGCGAGACCAAUACUUGCAAGACUGGCCUUUGUCUCUUACCAGAGUCCACGGAACCCGCAGUCUCUCGCCUUCGACAAGCCUCAGGGGCUAGCUCAACCAAAACUGCACUUUCCAGUCUUCAGGUGCCAGCCACUUGA
Molecule: messenger RNA, 1056 nt
Organism: Protopolystoma xenopodis
Lineage: Eukaryota; Metazoa; Platyhelminthes; Monogenea; Polystomatidea; Polystomatidae
Source: the annotation of a GenBank genome assembly